Molecule: messenger RNA, 739 nt
Organism: Ctenopharyngodon idella (grass carp)
Lineage: Eukaryota; Metazoa; Chordata; Actinopteri; Cypriniformes; Xenocyprididae
Gene: mespab
Product: mesoderm posterior ab
Exons: 2
Coding region: 29-739 (236 amino acids)
Biological process (GO): heart morphogenesis; mesoderm formation; regulation of transcription by RNA polymerase II
Cellular component (GO): nucleus
Molecular function (GO): protein dimerization activity; RNA polymerase II cis-regulatory region sequence-specific DNA binding; DNA-binding transcription factor activity, RNA polymerase II-specific
Source: RefSeq, a predicted model, not a curated record
ACAUCUCCUCUGCUGAAAGAUCACAGCCAUGGAAUUUAACUUCAAUCCUUAUAUGCUGCAAGGAGCCAAAUGCCAGUUUGAAUCAUCUACCAGCAUUGAUGCUGGGUACUUCAGCGCCUGUGGAAGUCUUUCUCCAAGCUCCUCAAUUGAUUCUGGAUGUUUUUCUCCUCCUACGAGCUGUUGGGGAGCUGGAAGACAGCCGGAGGCUGCUGAAAAAACAGACGUCGACUGCAUACCAGCUAAAAACCCGAGAAUAAUCCUUCCUGCUGAGGGAAAGAGACGUUCCAGGUCCAAAAACCCUGGAACGAAGCGCCAGACAGCCAGCGAAAGAGAGAAGCUCAGGAUGAGAGAUCUGACCAAAGCUCUCCUUCACCUCCGAACCUACCUACCUCCUUCUGUGGCUCCUCCUGGACAAACCUUGACCAAGAUUGAGACCCUUCGCCUCACUAUUAGCUACAUCUCGUAUCUUUCUUCUCAACUGGAACAGUCUGAGACCUCCAACCACGAAACAACACCAAGAUGCUACUCGCAAGAUACUUCAGAUAGGCUUCAGAUUUCAGAAACCUGGUGUCUGGAUGGAGUACAGGGACACAUGCAAGACAAUGUCCAGUACUGUCCAACAUUCGCAGCCUUCAGUGAUUCAACACAACAGAUGGAAAACAACUUUCCUUCUACUUCACACUUCAGAGACACACAAUCCUAUAUGUUAUCUAAUUGUGUGCUGAAUUUCUUCUUUUAA